Caenorhabditis elegans is the source of this 435-nucleotide messenger RNA. The record is from the annotation of a RefSeq genome assembly. NCBI's taxonomy places the organism in Eukaryota, Metazoa, Nematoda, Chromadorea, Rhabditida, Rhabditidae.
AUGAGUGACGCGACCUCCUCCCGCAAACUGGAAGCUUCUGAAAUAUCCAACGAGCUAAGACAACAUCUGGCACGUAUUUUGGAAGAAGAGAAAAAACACCACCAAAACAUGUUACGACAUUUGAAUUCCAGCGCUGCAGAGAAGAAAGCCACAGAGGAAAUACAUAGGAAAUCGGUAUGUUCAAAAACUCGAAAAAAAUACAUAACCAAUAAGACACAGUUAAAAAUGCAACAACAAAAAAUAAAAGAGAAGGGAGAACAAGAUGUUAAAGAAGUUAAGCAGCAACGUGCAAAUUUUGAAAAACAACGAACAGAAUACCUUGUCAACCAUCACGAAACGAUGAAGGAACUAAAUAAAGACAAAUUCAAAAACAUUAAAAAGCAGAGAACAGAGAAGCAAAUGUUGAAAACGGAAGAGAUGAAUGCAAAAAGGUAA